Molecule: messenger RNA, 2853 nt
Organism: Trichoderma atroviride IMI 206040
Lineage: Eukaryota; Fungi; Ascomycota; Sordariomycetes; Hypocreales; Hypocreaceae
Molecular function (GO): SUMO-ubiquitin ligase activity
Source: RefSeq, a predicted model, not a curated record
AUGGCGUUUGACAUGCACCAGUUUGCGCGGCGAGAAUCGAUGCUUGCCAUGGCCGUGAAUCUCCCGGCGCCUCUGUCUUCAUCGCCAUCUUCAGCGCCUUCAGCACCCUCAGCAGGCCCGGCAGCUCCUGCGCCGCUGCAACGCCGCCGUCUGCCACCGCCGUACCCGCGGCGAGCUCCAUCGUCGUCUUCGCUUCAACUCCCUGCUUCGUCCACCCUGGCUUUUCUUUCUGACAUAUCUUCUACUGCAUCUACUCCUGCUUCUAAUCCUGCUGCUGCUGCUGCUUCUGCUACCGCCUCAGUCUCUGCUCCAACGGCUACUCCGGCCGCAGCCUCAGCCUCGGCCGUCUCUAAUAAUAUCACCACCACCACCUAUACUAAUAGCAUUUCACCUACUACACCAAUUCGAGGACAAACUCGUCUGCCUUCGUUUGCUGCCGUCACUGCCGCUGCUGCUGCCGCCGCCGCCGCCGCUGCUGAUUCAUCGUCUGCUUCUUUACCUCUCUGGCCGCCGCUCUCUCCGCUUGAUUCCUCGCCAUCCUCUGCCUCAGUCUCGUCGUCCUCGUACACGCUCUCCCACCCAGUUCUGCCGCCGCUGCCCAUCAACCUGCCGCAGGAGGGCUCCCCAACCUACCUGCCCUGGACCUCGAUACACCACCACUUCCCUGGACUGGAUCCUCUGGUCUCGCUUUCAGCGCCUCUCAACACCAACGCCAACACCAUCGCCAACAUCAAUAGCAGCGGCGAGAACAAUCACAGCGGCAACUCCGACACCAGCAACGCCAGCAGCGACGCCGACAUCAACGACGCCCCUGCCCACUUCAGCACGCCGUCCUUCAACCACUUCCCGGCCCUGAUCGGAUCGCAGCCCUUGCCAUUCUGGCCUGCCUACGACGACUCCAUCAGCCUGCCGUCGACAUGGAAUGAGUCUGCUCACGCUCACGCUCACGCCCACGCUCACGCCCACACCCACGCCCUCAACCGCCUCGACCGCCUUGACGUUUCCACAGCCAUCAACCAGGCCGUCAUAAUCGCCGCUGGCACGCCCCUCCCUCCAUCAUCACCUGAUCUUCAACCUGGUCUUCCAUCACCACGGCCAUUUGCUCCCCCGCCCAGGUCCGACGAGGCCUUCCUGCUGCAGGAUUUCGACAUACACUCUGACAUCGACGCUGAUUUUGGCGACCGCCACCGCCUACGCGCCGAAAACCUGCGUGCCCGGGCUCGAGCGCUGGCCUCGACUCUGGCGACAUUCUCGGCGACGUCGGCUUCAGCUGCCGCUCCCACUGCUCAGCGACCUGCAGCGCCCCGCCAGCGCCACCACCGCGCUAUCCAGAAUCAGGCGUUGCCACCAGCCCUACUGGACGACUUCGCUCUCCCUCGAACCGUCACCGGCGCCUACAACGGCAUCUUCGACGAGCCUGAGGACAUCCCCAACUUUCCUUUUCCAUUCCCCCUCGCCGACGCGGCGCUCCCGCCUCUCUCCUCCCCAUCCGCCACCAUGCCCGCAGCAUCUACGGCGCGGCGACGAUCGCGGAGACAGACCAUCACGUCCGAGACCUUCGACGACCCGACUUCCACUUUCGCUUCCACCUCGCCCUCAACAGGCGCCGCGCAUGGCAACAAGCGCCAGAGGAUCGUGCCUCUCGGUGCCGACGCGAACCAGCACAUCAUAGACGACGAUGACGACUCCCUAUUUGGCGACUCCAAGCCGCUGCAGGUCGAGGACUACACCACGAUUGAUCUCACCGAGGCCACUGAUGUCCCCGAAGAGCUCAAAAAGCCCAAAGUCGAUAAUAGAACCAAGCUAUCUGGUUUUCAAUGCGUCAUAUGCAUGGACGAUGUGACGGGAUUGACGCUCACUCAUUGUGGUCACCUAUUCUGCGCGCAGUGCCUUCACUCCUCGCUCAACAUCGAUUCAACCAGAGGCAAAUGCCCCAUGUGCCGAUCCAAAAUUGACAUGAAGGCUCGCGACUCUUAUACCACCAAGACGAAAGGCUACUGGCCUCUCGAGCUAAAAUUGAUGACGAGAACGCGCCAAGGCAAGCGAAAAGCUCAGGCCAUGACAUAGAUUUUACAUCCAUUUACGACCGGAGUUUUUUUUUUUCUUUCCUUUUUUUUUUUUUUUUGUUUCUUGUGCUUUUUUGAGAGGGGUCUUUUUAACGGAUAUGCCACCACCAACAACAAUAAAGCCUCCACAGAAGCCACCACCAGUAAAAUUGGCUCAUCUAUAUAUGCCCACGGGCAUAAACCACCAAGUUUUGAUAAAGGCAUGACUCUCAGCGGUACAUUCAUGGAUGGGGCGCAAGCGUAUAUACCAUAGUGUUUUUAUUUUAUUGAUCUCUUCUUUCUUCUUCUCUCUCGAUGCGCCGUUCUUCCCUCGGUCUUUGUAUUCUUAUCCUUUCUUCACGGCAUUACAAGUAGAUACUUUGUCCAGGCUGCCACAUAUGGGACGGAUGGCAUUUCGAUGUUGCAUUCGGGCUUUUACCUAUUGCCGCUUCUGUAUAUAACCCCUUUACCGCGAAAUAGGAAAGCAUAAUAUGAAGAUAUUCAAAAGAAACAAAGUCCAUAGCACAGCUGGUGACUGUAUAAAUGCCAUUCAAGUGAUUUCGGUGCCUGUUUCGUUAUAAGCGGUCGAACAGCUGCCAAGGUUGGGAAUUAAUAUACGGCCAUCACGUAGCAUUGUCUGCAGCAACCAGUUUGCCUUUGGCAACCCAUAUCCUACAACGUGUACUUUUUGGGAAAAAAAGAAUCUAUUUCAUCUUUCAGAUAAAAGGCAGUUUGCUCUCUCUACCUACCUACCCCCAUGCUCGUCGCGUCCUCCCGUGAAUCUUGUAUGCUUCUUUGUAUAUGUGUU